UGGCAGCUGCAGCCUCUGUAAAAACAGGUAUGGUCGCCGUGACGUCAGCAGGUCAGGUAGUGUGUAGUGCGCCGAGGCGUUCAAUUAGGUCCGUGGCGCGCGCACAAGCUCCUCGAGGAGAUUUUCCAGCAAGGUGCUCUCGCUCUCUCUAAAACCUGACCUUUUUCAGACAGGAUGUCUAGUAGAAGGAAGAGCGAAGGAUGUCGUAUAUGUGGCGGCAAUCUACAGGGCAACCAACGCCGGUGGCUUUUUGCAGCACAAAAUAGAAAAGGGGCCCAGAAUCAGAGUCCAACGCGGUCACUUUACAGAGAGCCGUCCUCUCUUCUGUCACCCACCAGGUCUGCCCAGAGCAGCCCAUGGGGCAGUACAUUAUCUCUCGGCUCCUCAAAUUCAUUGCACAAGUCUCAUACCCUUCCCAAUCCUAAUAAAGGAAUGGACCUGCUCGCUGUGCUGACACACAUAUUAGGGCAGUCUGUAACACGGGGAAACGGGAAAGAGGAGUUUGUAUGUGGCAAAUGUGUUUCUGUACUCGAGCGAGUGUUUAAGUUUGACACAGUCAUAGCCAGAGUACGAGUUUUGUCCAGAGAGAGGCUUCAGAAACUAACUCAGGAAAGGGAUAGAUUAAGACAGUGGGUGCGAAGUCUUUAUAGGCAGCGCUACCCAUCUGACCUGAGGAGUAGAGGAAGCUGCAGUGAAGAUGACUUUGAGCUGGGAGAAAACGACUCGGGGAAAGCUUACCGAGAGAUGCUGAGUGACAACAUGGCUCUCGCGGCGUAUGAAUGUUGGUCUGAGAAAGCUGAAUCGUGUCCGUAUUUUAAGAGAACCGGAAAAAAAUGCAACAAAUCGAAAAAUUGUGAAUGUUGUGACUCCUUAAGAGUGUCCGAUUCUGCUUACGAACAUAUUUGUGGAGUUCCUCGCCACCUACCACAGGAAGCCCAGUCUCCGUUAGGCCUAUCUCGGGACAAGUCCCAGAGUAUGCCUCUUCACUGGUCCAGAGCUCCAUCACUCCGCUCUAGUUCUGCCUCCUUAUCUGGUUCCUGCCAUUCGCUAAAAGCACGAUCCCGUACGGUUUCAGCACAAUCGCUUGACUCUUUAGAUUGUCAUGAUCCAUUUGAUUGGACAGAUGAGAAUUCGGUCAUCUUGGACUCUAUCCUUCAUAAGCUGAAAAGUAUAGAGGGAAAGCCAGUCAGGUCUCCAACAGGAAGUCGCAUCCCAGUUUUAGCGAAGGGACCAAAUGGUAUUUUAGCAGAUGGGUCACCUCCGAUCAAGGUCACACGGGUGCUGAGUUUUGGACAAGGAGAUGAACAAGAGGAGGAAGAUUUGAAUGGAGAGAGUGAGGAUGUGCUGACUGAACUGAGGGAUGAGUUUCUGCCACUGCAUAGAGAGGGCACUACAGCCAGAGUGCACCUUGUAGUUAAGCAGUUACAAGAGCAGCUGGAUCAAGCACAGGCUCGUAUCAGGGCAAUGGAGGCAGGGCUUCAGAACAGCACCCAUUCGGUCCCCAGUAAGACACAUCCAUCAAAGACGUCACUGUCUGAGUAUCCAAACAGCAACUCAGGGGAUGAGAGUGGACUGAUCCAGAAUCUUAGCCAUUCCCUUCAAAGCAGAGACAAAGUUAUACAGGAAUGUGUGACUUUGAUCCGAAAGCUGUGUGUGGACCUUGGCUCAGGGUUGGAGGAGGCUGAUAAGCUCAUCAGCAAUGUGACUGUCAGUCUGACUGAUAGGCGUUCACAGCGAGAGGAGGCCUUGGAAGCUGAGCUUACUGAACUGAAGGAGAAAGAAAGAAGUCUGCAGAAAGAGCUGCAGUCACUUCAGGAGGCAAGCAGAGGACAAGAAAGAGAUCUCCUCACUCUCAACAGUGUGCUCCAGUCUAACCAGGAUAUCAUUGGUCAUUUGCGAGUAGAACUGGCUGAGAGGACUCAAUCGCUGCAGGACAUGCAGAAAGAGAGGGAGUUAUGGAAAGAGCGGGACACCGCCCUGGAAAAGAUACUACAGGAAAAAGAAGCUCUCAUUACUCAUCUGCAGCAGGCAAUAGAGAGCUCUCACAACGAUGUUCAGGCUCUUUCAGAUUCUCUGAUUGGUCGGGGUUUGCCAGGAGGCGGAGCUGAGGGUGCUUUGGCCAGUCAGGUGCGAGAGCAGGAGUCCUUGCUUUCUGUCUGCCUCAAAGAUUGGGAGGUGCACACUGCUACCACAAGGCAGGAAGUCUCAAAACUCUGUACAGCUUUAGAAGACGCUGAGGCUGUAAUACAGAACCAAAGGCAAAGUCACAAACAAGCCAUCACAGAGCUAUCAGAGCAGCUGAGAGACUCUCGCAAGGAGCUGAGGGAGAUGAUUAAAGACGCCAAGCUCGCAGAACAAGCCUGGAAGUCUGAAAGGGCAAAGAAAGAUUUAGAAGAAGGCAGAUUGAGAGAAAGUUUACAGAAAAGGGAUAAACUCAUCGAGCAAGUGCUCCUGGAUGCAGAGAAGAGAGAUGGCAUGCUAAUAGAACUGCAUCAGGACAUCUUCAGUAAGGUUGAACCAAGGGUCGGCCUCAAACAGACGCUAUGAUUGCAGUGUGUGUGUGUGUGUGAAGGAGAAUGCCAACUAUACACUGGACUGUAUAUAUGCUGCAUAUGUAUUAAGCUUAAAUGACCAUGUCUUUGUAAUAACACUGCCAAAGAUUGAUGAAGGCCCUCAAUUUAGCCUUUUUGUUGCCAAACACCUUACUGCUUUUAAGUCACUAUUUUGUUUGUUUGUUUGUUUAUAAAGUAUGUUCUUGCCUUUAAUUGUAUUCCACAGACAGCAGUUAUCUCCUUUCGGUUAAUUGUAACCUGUUGACACUGUGUAUUUCAAGAAGUGAUGGUUUUAAUUUAUUUCUCAGCAAAACAUAAUAUUGUACAAGGAAUCCUUUACUACUGAUUCUUCACCAGUACCGAAGUGCACCUGCUAUUUUUUUUUUUUUAUGAAUGUGAUUUCUGGGAUUAAGCGAGGGGCCAUUUUGAGUUGUUUUUGCCUAUAAACUAUUAAUUUCCUCCAAGCCAUGGAGAGAGAAAUGUGUCAUUCAUUGAUUUAUGCAGUCAAUGUUUUUAUUUUCUAAUUCAUUAGUGCAAUGGGAUAUUUUGUUUUUAACUUUUAAUUUUUUUUAAGAUUUCUUUGUUUAAUUAUUUAUUAGGGAGUACAGCCAAGUGAAACUUGAUGAUCCCUUUUUUUUGUGUCUGCCUUUUGUCUUCUUUAAAUGUAGGCCAAAAGCCUGUAAUCUGACAUUUAACAUUUGGAUGAGGUUAUGUUCAUGUGCCAAGUGAUUUGUUCUUUCUUGAGAACAAUAACAAUAAACACUAUUAUCACAUUAAUUAUACAA
Hemibagrus wyckioides is the source of this 3337-nucleotide messenger RNA. Its product is annotated as golgin subfamily A member 4. The record is from RefSeq and is a predicted model, not a curated record. The transcript is spliced from 11 exons. NCBI's taxonomy places the organism in Eukaryota, Metazoa, Chordata, Actinopteri, Siluriformes, Bagridae. The coding region runs from base 175 to 2547 and encodes 790 amino acids.